AUGAGAGCUGUUGUGCUUGCCUUGACUCUGGCCCUUGUGGCGAGUCAUCAGGUUAAUCUUGUUCCAGAGUUUGCUGCCGGUAAGACCUAUGUGUACAAGUAUGAGGGUUGGCUCUUGGCCGGUCUGCCUCAGGAGGGUCUGGGUAAGGCUGGUGUAAAAGUCAGCAGCAAGGUUCUCAUCAGUGCUGCAGCUCAGAAUACCUUCCUCCUGAAGCUCUUGGAUCCUCAACUCUUUGAGUACGCUGGCAUCUGGCCUCAGGAUAAUUUUGUUCCUGCUACAAAGCUCACCUCAGCACUAAAUGCUCAGCUGGUGACUCCCAUCAAGUUUGAGUAUGCUAAUGGUGUUGUUGGUAAGAUAUUUGCCCCUGCUAGAGUCUCUGCUACUGUUUUGAACCUGCACAGAGGUAUCCUCAACAUCCUUCAGCUCAACCUCAAGAACACACAGAAUGUGUACGAGCUGCAUGAGGCUGGAACUCAGGGAGUCUGCAAGACACACUACAUGAUCAGUGAGGAUAUACAGACCCAUCAAGUGACUGUGAGAAAGUCCAAAGACCUGACCAACUGCCAUGAGAGAGUCAUAAAGGAUAUCGGUUUAGCUUACACUGAAACCUGUGUUGAGUGCCAACAGAGGCUUAAGAGUCUGACUGGGACUGCAACGUUCCACUAUUCUAUGAAACACAGUGAUACAGGUUCUUUGAUUUCUGAGGCUAAUGUUGAAGAGGUCCAUCAGUUCUCACUCUUAAAUACAUUAACUGGAGCAGCUGAAAUGAAAGCCAAACAAAUGCUGACUUUACUGGAAGUGCAGAAUUCCCAAAUUAAUCCCACUGCAGGUGAAUACCUGGUCCGUGGAUCCCUGCAGUAUGAAUUUUCUACUGAGAUUCUUCAAACUCCAAUUCAACUUCUGAAGAUCAAUGAUCCAGAGUCCCAAAUUGUAAAGGUUUUACAGCAUCUGGUUGCAAAUAAUGUGGAUAGGGUUCAUGAGGACGCUCCUCUGAAGUUUGUUCAGCUUGUCCAACUCAUGCGUGUAGCUAACUUGGAGAGCAUUCAAGCCAUCUGGGCUCAGCACAAGAACAAGCCUCUUUACAGACGGUGGAUUUUGGAUGCACUUCCUGUUGUGGGUACACCAGUCGCUCUGAGAUUCAUCAAGGAGAAGUUUGAAGCUGAUGAGCUUACUGUCCCUGAACUCACUCAAGCCCUACUGGUUGCUUUGCACAUGGCUUCUCCUAAUCCAGAUUCCAUCCAACUCACUGCUAAUAUAGCUUCGAGCCCCAAAAUCAAGAGUACUCUAGGCCUGCGUGAGUUGAUCAUGCUUGGCUAUGGUUCCAUGAUUGCCAGAUACUGUACUGAAGUUCCCGCAUGUCCUGCUGAUCAUCUUAAGCCUAUCCAUGAGAUGGCUGCUACAGCUAUUUCCAAAGCUGAGAUUCCUGAAAUCACACUGGCUCUUAAGGUCUUGGGCAAUGCCGGCCACCCUGCCAGCCUUAAAACCAUCAUGAAACUUCUGCCUGGAUUUGGAAGUGCUGCUGCCACCAUUCCCAUAAGGGUCCAAAUUGAUGCCAUCUUGGCUCUUAGGAACAUUGCUAAGAAGGAGCCAAAGUUGGUUCAGCCAGUGGUGUUGCAACUUUUCAUGGACAAGACACUCCAUCCUGAACUGCGCAUGGUUGCCUGUAUCGUGCUGUUUGAGACCAAGCCAUCAGUAGCCCUUAUGGCCACUGUUGGUGGGGCUUUGGAGAAGGAGCCCAACAUGCAUGUUGUCAGUUUCACUUAUUCUCACAUCAAGUCUCUGACCAGAAGCAUGGCCCCUGAUUAUAUGCAUGUGGCUGCUGCAGCAAAUGUUGCCAUUAGGAUGUUCAGCCCCAAACUGGACAGACUGAGCUAUUAUUUUAGCAGAGCCAUCCACUGGGAUGUCUAUAUCUCUCCUUUCAUGGUUGGUGCAGCUGGUAGUGCUUUCUUGAUCAAUGACGCUACCACCAGCUUGCCCAGAGCUGUCAUAACUAGAGCACGAGCCUACCUGGCUGGAGCUGCGGCUGAUGUUCUUGAGAUUGGUGUGAGAACUGAAGGACUCCAGGAAGCCCUCCAGAAGACUGCUCAUAUAGAGGAAAAUUCUGACCGCAUCACGAAAAUAAAGCGUACCCUUAAGGCUCUGAUGGACUGGAAGUCUUUGCCAUCAGAUCAACCGCUGGCCUCCAUCUUUGUUAAAGUUCUUGGACAGGAAAUUGCUUUUGCCAACAUUGACAAAAAAUUCAUGGACAAAGUCAUCGAACAAGCUUCACAGAUUGCUACUGAACCACGUCGUUGUGAACUCCUGAAGGAAGCCGUUAAGUCAUUGCAGAAAGGCAUUGACUUCAAGUAUGCCAAGCCCCUGCUGGCAGCUGAGGUGCGACGCAUUUUCCCUAGUUCUCUUGGUGUGCCAAUGGAGCUUGGUUUAUACACUGCUGCUGUUGCUGCUGCAGCUCUCAAUGUUCAGGCAACUAUUACCCCUCCUUUACCUGAGACUGCAGAAGCUUGCACUCGUGAUCAGUUGAUGAAAACAGAUCUCCAGUUGCGAGCUGAGGCCAGACCAAGUGUUGCCAUCCAGGCAUUUGGUGUGUUUGGAGUGAACACUGCAUUAAUUCAAGCUGCUGUUGUGGCCAGAGGAAAGCUACACACUGUUUUGCCAGGUAAAGUGGCUUUAAGAGCUGACCUUCCAAAGGGCAGUAUAAAGUUGGAGGUUCUGCCUGCUGCUGUUCCUGAUUAUAUUGUUGAUGCCAGCUUUGAGAUUGUUGCUGUGGCUAGAAACAUUGAGGACCUCCCCAGUGAGAGAUCAGUAUCUCUCGCACCUCCAGUGCCCUCGGAUGCUCCACAGAGGAUGAUACCUGCUUCAUUUCAGAAGUCCAUGUGUGGUGUUGUUCCUUAUGCUUACAUCAAAGGAUGUCUUGAGGUUUCCUCACAGAAUGCUGGCUUUAUGGGGUUAAAUCCUCUGUAUUAUAUUGUUGGAAGACACUCAGCUCGGAUUUCAGUGGCAAGAGGUGAUGGUCCUCCACUUGAAAGACUGGAGCUUGAGAUGCAAGUUGGCCCGAAAGCAGCUGAGAAACUUGUCAAAGAAAUUAGCUUUGUUGAUAUUGAUAAUACAGAAGAAAGUACCAUCCUGUUGAAACUGCGGGAAAUUCUGGAAGGUGGACUGAGGAAUGUGAAUUCCGACUCACUCAGCUCCUCUGCCAGCGAGAACAGCAAUAGUAGUGUGAGCAGCAGCAGGAGUGUCAGCAGCUCUAUGAGUUCUUCCAGUGCCAGUGCUUAUGUGACCAAGAAUCCAAAAAUAUCUCGUCCGUUCCUGAAGUUCCAUAAAGAUAAGGGAACUUCAAAUGUUCACAGCUCAUCUAGCAUUGAGGCCCUAUACAAAAAGACUCAGCUACUUGGAGAUACUAUGCCACCUUCUUUUGCCAUCAUUGCUCGUGUUGUUAGAGCUGACCGCAAGAUGGGAUACCAGGUCGCUGGUUACUUGGAUAAGUCAACUUCAAGAGUACAGGUUGUGUUUGCCUCUAUUUCUGAGAAUAUCAAAUGGAAGAUCUGUGCUGAUGCUGUACUUCCAAGCAAGCAUAAAAUCUCUGCCAGGUUUGGUAUUGGUGAGCAGUGUCAGGAAUAUUCUGUAGCUGUCAAGGCUGAAACUGGUGUGUAUGAUGGACAUCCUUCUGCUCGUUUGAAGUUUGGCUGGAACAGGGAACCAAGAAUCGCAGCUAUUGUUAUCCCCUAUGUCAAGAGGGCAAGGGAGUACAUCUUUAAAGUAACUCCUCUGGCUGGAGUUAGUGCUGAGAGAGCUGAUAAUAAUGAGAGAGAAAUCAAACUCAUUUUGGCCCUACCCACUCAAAAGUCUCUCAACAUUAUUUUGAGGGUCCCAACGAUGACACUGUCAAAGCAAGAUCUACCUAUUUUUAUUGCCCUGCCCAUUGAACAAGAUGGAACCAUUCCAGCUCUCAAGGAUUUAGACAUUCGUGGCACUGUUGAGAAAUGUCUGCACGAAAUCGAACAAGGAUUGUGCACUGCGACCACUGGACACAUCAAAAAAUCCUAGAAAGCGUUCCUGAAUUGUACCUUGAUUAUCGACAUAGCGCAAGAUGACAGACAGUUGUGAAUGACAGCUUAUGUCUGUGGUCUCGUCGAUUUGCCACGAGAAGAAGGGUGCCGUGUUAAGUUGCUUUUGGAUUUCUGAAUUAAUUGAACCAGCUAUAGCGGAUAUUAGAUCAUUCUGGAUUGUUUUUGACAUGCCUGUGAAGACAGUCGAACUUUCCAGAUGCUCUGCCAGAACACGAUCAUAGCGAGCAAUAACCUCCGCUAGCUCCCUGUAAUUGCCCUUAUUGUCCGAAUUCCCCCCUUCUUCAUGUCCCCUCAGUGACAACUCUUGCAUGCCUAGGUAGGCUGUUGCAUCUAUCAGACGUUUUAAUACCUCUCUAUUGCGACUCACUUUAGCAUUGUGCUGCUGGAUUUGCAGCCGCACACCCUCGUCUACCACCCUAUCUAUUGGCAUGGUGCCUAGUAAGGACAGUCGGAUAGCAGCACCAACGUGGUCUUGACACUUCUCAUGGCGUUUGGUUGCCCUAUCUAGAUUUUUUAAAUCAUUGAAACCAUGAACACUCCACGCUUGUGAUUUGGCAUUGUUCAUUAGCAAACAGGGCCAGCAAUAUAAUCGAUGGGUGGUAAC
Molecule: messenger RNA, 4671 nt
Organism: Neoarius graeffei (lesser salmon catfish)
Lineage: Eukaryota; Metazoa; Chordata; Actinopteri; Siluriformes; Ariidae
Product: vitellogenin-like
Exons: 28
Coding region: 1-4044 (1347 amino acids)
Biological process (GO): lipid transport
Molecular function (GO): lipid carrier activity
Source: RefSeq, a predicted model, not a curated record